Chironomus riparius is the source of this 1053-nucleotide messenger RNA. Lineage: Eukaryota; Metazoa; Arthropoda; Insecta; Diptera; Chironomidae. The record is from the annotation of a GenBank genome assembly.
GCUGAAUUAAUGUAAAACAAAUUCAAUGCAUUAAGAAAAUAUGCGCUAAAGGAAUUAAGUAAAGGUGACUCGUUACUUGUUUUUCGCAUCUUUCCCAACUUUUUGAAUCCCAAAAUCCGAAGGAAAAAAGCUACGAUCGUUCUUUUUCCGUGAAAUUUCAAAACCAUGGCUCCAACAGCAAAAGCGGUUGCUAAGGACAAAAAACUACCAGCUGUUCCAGAAUCAAAAUUGAAAGAUGGAAAACGUCGUUUAGCUACUCGAGGAAAAUUGAUUCUUCGUAAGCGCAUUAUUAAAUCGAAAGUGGCUUUACGUCGUCGACAGAAUCUUGAUCGUGCUGAAAGAUAUACACGUACAUACCUUAAAUUGCAAAAGGAUGUCAUUGAAAAGGCAAGAGAAGCUAAGAAAGCUGGAAAUAUUUACAUCCCUGCCUACCCAAAAGUAGCUUUUGUCGUCCGUAUUCGUGGUAUCAACAAAGUGGCCCCAAAAGUCAAGAAAGUUCUCCGAUUACUUCGCUUGCGUCAAAUUGGCAAUGCUUCAUUCGUUAAGUUAAACAAGGCUUCACUCAAUAUGUUGCGUAUUGCUCAGCCUUACAUUACAUACGGAUAUCCAACACUCAAAACUGUCCGCGACUUGAUCUACAAAAGAGGAUUUGUUAAGCAUGCAGGAAAACGCAUUCCAAUCACCGACAAUUUUGUAAUUGAACGUAAAUUGAAGAAGGGAUACAACGUCCAGUGUGUUGAAGACAUGGUAUAUCAAAUCUACACUUGUGGUCGAGUCUUUAAGCAAGUAAACAACUUCCUCUGGCCAUUCAAGCUUAACACACCAACGGGUGGAUGGCGCAAGAAGAACAAUCACUUUGUUGAAGGCGGAGAUUUCGGUAAUCGUGAAGACAAGAUUAAUGAACUUGUCCAAAGAAUGAUUUAAAACUAAUUUUCCAUCAGAUUUCAAUUUUGUUCUAAAGCAUAAGAUCCACAUAUUUCACAAUGUGUUUUGUGUACAAGUGAUACACAUAAGAUUAUGAAUAAAUACGAAAAACAAAGAGUGAAGUAUUUU